GCUGUGGUAUCAGCUCACUUUCAUCUUGUCCUGUUUCUGGGACUUACUACAUGGAAGAUCAUGAGGAAGGACUUGGUUUUCUCCAAAGUUCUAUUUUCUGUUAUAAGAAGGUAGAAAUGAUAUGACCUGUCUUACAGAGUUUUUGUGAUGAUUAACUGAAUUAGCUCAUAGAAUGUAUUAUCACAGUUCUUGUUUUGUAAAAAAUGCCCAACAAAUGUUUAGUGGGAUGAUGAGCAUAAUGAAGAUGAUGGUGAUCUCUCUUUUAAUGUCAUGAUUGGGAAUAACAGUUUUUUUAAAAAAAGACUACGAUAGAGAUAAUCAAGAAUAAUAACUUGAAUAAUUUUCCUUUUAGGGAAGGAUGUUCCAGUCUCUCAGAAAUUCUAACAGCUCUAAGUUCCAGCUCUCUGAGUUCAUCCUGAUGGGAUUCCCAGGUAUUCAUGAGUGGCAGCACUGGCUCUCCCUGCCCUUGGCUCUGAUCUACCUCUUAGCUCUUGGUGCCAAUAUCCUUAUUCUGAUCACCAUCAACCAAGAGAAUACACUGCACCAGCCUAUGUACUAUUUUCUUUGUGUCUUGGCUGUGGUGGACAUGGGCUUGGCUACCACCAUCAUGCCCAAGACUUUGGCCAUCUUGUGGUUCAAUGCUAAGGCCAUCAGUCUCCCUGAGUGCUUUUCUCAGAUGUAUGUCAUACAUUGUUUUGUGGGCAUGGAGUCAGGCAUCUUCCUGUGUAUGGCUAUUGAUAGAUAUGUAGCCAUUUGCCAACCUUUACGAUAUCCAUCAAUAAUUACUGAAUCUUUUGUGGUCAAAGCAACUGUAUUAAUGGUACUGAGAAAUAGCCUGUUAACCAUUCCAGUGCCAGUGUUGGCUGCUCAGAGAUACUACUGCUCCCAGAAUCAAAUUGAGCAUUGUCUGUGCUCUAACCUUGGAGUGACUAGCCUCUCCUGUGAUGACAGGACAAUCAACAGCAUGUACCAGCUACUUCUGGCUUGGACAUUCAUGGGAAGUGACCUGGGUAUGAUUAUUUUAUCAUACGCUUUGAUACUGCAGUCUGUGCUAAGGUUGAAUUUAGCAGAAGCUACCUCUAAGGCCCUGAGCACCUGCACUUCCCAUCUCAUUCUAAUUCUUUUCUUCUACACGACUGUUGUUGUCAUUUCCAUCACUCACAGUGCAGCAAUGACAGUUCCCCUCUUCCCAGUUCUACUCAAUGUGUUACACAAUGUCAUUCCUCCCGCCCUCAACCCUAUGGUCUAUGCACUCAAGAACAAGGAGCUCAGGCAGGGCUUGGGCAAGGUACUUAGACUGGGCAUCAAGAACAGCUAAUUUGAUGAUGGUGCUCAUGGUUGUUAAUUUCUCCAUAUACUUGCCAAUAUAUUCUCUGAAGAUUUCCAAAUGGCAGAAGAGAUAAGGAAAACGGACAAUAUUCCAGAUUUUCAUUAAUAUAAGGAAUCAGUGGCAACUACUGAAAUUUAAAAAAGGGGGAAGGGAUCACUAAUAUUUGAAAUCUUUGUAAGUCAAGCAAAAAUCUUAAUAAAAUAGAGGAAGAUAAUGAUCUUGAUUGUCUUGAGGAAUCUAAGAAAAGAAAAAUUGGAAUAUGUGGCCCAAAGUUCCUCAGGCCUCUCUCAUAUUGCUUCCUAUGCAUUCUUCAUUCUUGCUGCAGAAUAUCUUUCUUCGUUUCUGAGUUCACAAGGAAAAAAAAAAUACUUAUUGCCAAAACGGAUCAUAUUCAUUAGUUCAAGAAAUUUCAGAAUCAGUUGGAAUAUACUAUUCCUAUGUCAGUUAUCCAGGGGAGCAUUCUCAUUGUCCCAGUUUGGUUUGGGUAAUCCAUUCUGGAAUAAUUGAUUAUGGUCCAAGAGUCAUAUGUUUGAUGGAUCACUGAACAGAGUGACUAAAUAGUCCUUACAGUACCCACAAAACAAGAAUUUCUAAAAUCAUGAGCAUAGUAUCCUUUCAUUGAACUUAUAAAAACUAUUA
Molecule: messenger RNA, 1969 nt
Organism: Loxodonta africana (African savanna elephant)
Lineage: Eukaryota; Metazoa; Chordata; Mammalia; Proboscidea; Elephantidae
Product: putative olfactory receptor 56B2
Exons: 1
Coding region: 359-1318 (319 amino acids)
Biological process (GO): G protein-coupled receptor signaling pathway
Cellular component (GO): plasma membrane
Molecular function (GO): olfactory receptor activity; G protein-coupled receptor activity
Source: RefSeq, a predicted model, not a curated record